Molecule: messenger RNA, 816 nt
Organism: Alternaria arbusti
Lineage: Eukaryota; Fungi; Ascomycota; Dothideomycetes; Pleosporales; Pleosporaceae
Exons: 3
Coding region: 1-816 (271 amino acids)
Biological process (GO): carbohydrate metabolic process
Source: RefSeq, a predicted model, not a curated record
AUGACUCCCAAUGCGAAACUCCUCCCGCCAUCCACCGGCCCGCGUCUCAUCGUCUACCACCAGACUUUCCACGACUCAAACGGCACUUACCACUCGUUGCUUCCGCUGCUCACGAACAACACGGGCAUCACGCAUGUGAUUGUUGCGGCUAUCCACCUCAAUGAUGGCCCGGGCAAUAUUACGCUGAAUGAUCAUAAGCCGGAUGAUAAGAGGUUUGAUCAGUUAUGGGGCGAGGUGAAUUGGUUGCAGGGUAGUGGGGUCAAGGUGUUGGGUAUGCUGGGUGGAGCAGCGAAGGGGAGUUACGAGAAGUUGAGCGGAGACGAAGAGAGUUUCGAAGCAUACUACACCCCCCUCGCCGCCCUAAUAACCGCCCGCUCCCUCUCCGGUCUCGACCUUGACAUCGAAGAAGACAUCCCCCUCUCCACUGCUACACGCCUCAUCUCGCGCCUUCGAGCAGACUUCGGCCCCGAAUUCCUCAUCACCCUCGCACCCGUGGCUACAGCUCUAAUCCCCGACCCCAAAAUCCCCGCACACCUCCGCCCGCCCCGACCCAUGCUCGCCAGCGGCCCCACUCCCAACCCCUUACACCCGACCCUGCGCCAUCUAUCCGGCUUCAGCUACCCGGAGCUCGAAUGCAGCGUCUGGGGGAAAGAAAUCGCAUGGUACAACACGCAGUUCUACUGCGGAUGGGGCGACGCGUUUACAACGGAGUGGUACGAUACCAUCAUCGCCGCGGGCUGGAAACCAGAGAAGAUUGUCAUGGGCGUGGUGACGAAUGAGGCGAAUGGGGGUGGGCGGGGUGGGUUAAAGCGCUAG